AUUGUGGGUCGGAACAGCCACCGAGGCACAGCGUCGUCCUGCGUAGGGCGGCGGUACGAUCGACGGGGGGACGCAGCGAGAAUCGUCGCCCGCGGCCCCGUUUCUUACGGUCAUUACGGUGAUCCCGACAGCGGCUCCGGGUGUCAGCUGAUCCCGCGUUUCACCGCGAGGGAGCGAGGAGCAACAACACCGCCCGGAUACCCAGACACCAUGGCGGCGGAGAUCCACUCGAGGCCGCAGACCGCCAGGCCGGUUCUCCUCAACAAGAUCGAGGGACACUCGGACGCGGUGAACGCCGCCGUUUUAAUACCGAAGGAAGAUGGAGUGAUCACGGUCAGCGAGGACAGAACCAUCCGAGUCUGGCUGAAGAGAGACAGCGGCCAGUACUGGCCCAGCAUCUACCACACCGUCUCCUCUCCGUGCUCCUGCGUGUCGUACCACCACGACAGCAGACGCAUCUUUAUCGGUCAGGACAACGGCGCCGUGGUGGAGUUUCUCAUCUCUGAAGAUUUCAACAAGAUGAGCCACGUCAAGACGUAUCCAGCCCACCAGAACCGCGUGUCGGACCUGGUGUUCUCCCUGGAGAGCGAGUGGGUGGUGAGCACCGGCCACGACAAGAGUGUGAGCUGGAUGUGCACGCAGAGUGGAAGCAUGCUGGGCAGACACGUCUUCACCGCCUGGGCCUCCUGCCUGCAAUACGAUCACGAGACGCAGCACGCCUUUGUGGGCGACUACUCGGGGCAGAUCACCCUGCUGAAGCUGGAGAAGCAGACGUACUCCACCAUCACCACGCUGAAGGGCCAUGAAGGUAGCAUAGCAACCCUGUGGUGGGACCCCGUCCAGAGGCUGCUGUUCUCGGGGGCCGCCGACCACAGCGUCAUCAUGUGGGACAUCGGGGGCCGCAAGGGCCGCACGCUGCUGCUGCAGGGACACCACGAGCGCGUCCAGGCCGUCCGGUACCUCCAGCUGACCCGACAGCUGGUGUCGUGCUCGGCCGACGGGGGCAUGGCGGUGUGGAACAUGGACACGCAGAGGGAAGAGGCUCCGCCGUGGUUGGACAGCGACUCGUGUCAGAAGUGCGAGCAGCCGUUCUUCUGGAACAUCAAGCAGAUGUGGGACACCAAGACCAUGGGGCUCCGACAGCACCACUGCAGGAAGUGCGGCAAGGCUGUGUGUGGGAAAUGUAGUUCUAAGCGCACGGCUUUCCCCGUCAUGGGCUUCGAGUUCCCGGUGCGCGUGUGUGACGCCUGCUUCGACACCGUCAAGGAGGAGGAUCGGACACCGUUGGCCACGUUCCACGAGGGGAAGCACAACAUCGCUCACAUGGACAUGGACCCGUCCAGAGGCCUGAUGGUCACCUGUGGAAGCGACCGCAUAGUCAAGAUCUGGGAUGUGACGCAGGUGGUUGGCUGUAGCUUAGCAACAGGCUUCUCCUCGCGCUGAUUGGCCAGGCCCCAAACCCCCUCCUCCGUGCUCUGCCCACUCUCCCGAUGCCAUGGAAACCCCUCUGUACAGUAUAUCCCCCCCCCCCAAACACUCCUGGGAUCUUCAGCUCCAAUCAGGCCUGCUUGUGUGUGUGAGAGAGACACACUGCUGUCUUUGAACUCCAAGCGUGUGUGUGUGUGUGUGUGUGCAUGCACCGUAAUGAUUUCCCCUAUGGGAGGAAUGGUAUUGAUAUUAGCGUUUACACUACAUUAAUAUUUCAGAUGCUUCUUUUUUAUUUUUUAUUACCCUGUAAAGUUCCCCAAGUCACCGAUCUGUCGGUACAAACACACACUAACUGUCCCACCGCUCAUUCCUCCUCAUCACUGCAUCACCGAGCAGCCGGCUUCGUCUCCUUCCAUCGCUCCCCGUUCACCGGCCGGCCUUAAAUCACCCAGCCGGUUUUACGUCAGCGUCUCUUGUCCCCCAUCGUCCUCGUGUAACCACGCAAAGGGUGCAGCGGAAUCGUCCCGCCUUGCCGUGACAUCACUAACCCCAGGCCAUGGGGCCUCGCUACCAACGCGCAGACAUCCAUCGGGCCACGCUACCAACGCGGAGACAUCCAUCGGGCCACGCUACCAACACGCAGACACCCGUCACGCUCUCUAGGAGCCGAGGUUGGAGAAAUAAGAUAAAUGCACUUAAAAGGUCCUCCAAGCUCCAGGUGGCACUACGUUCUCCUUCGUUCAUCAGCGCUAACAACCUUUAGCUGUAGGCUCACACGCGUGUCCCAGAUGUCUCGUAACACUCUUACAGUUGCACUGAAUUGCACACCUCGUGGUCUUUUUGUCUUCUGAAUCGAAGCGUUUUCUGUAGUUUGGCCGCGUGUCGAUUCAAAGGAUCCCAUGUGGCGUCCUCGUAAAUAACAGCUGGCGUCUCCUAAUGUCCAACUUAACGCGUAUCGCCUUAUCGGAGGAGGGGGUAAGAAUGAGCAUCAUGAUGUUGGAGUUCCUGAUUUUGAAAAUGUAGUCACAUUCCAGGUUUUUGAUCAUGUCGUGUAUAUUUGUAGUAAAGUAUCUAUAAUCGUUGUAAAAGGAUGUUUACCCGUCACACUGUAAUAUCUGGGGUUUGACUGAAGGCCGGAUGCCUUUUCAAUCUGUCAGUAAAUUUCUUUGCAUGAAUGUUUAUCAUUUCAAUAUUUUUUUCUUCUUUUCUGUCGUUUUGUUGAAGGGAAACGCGUCUUUAUUCCGGAAGCUUUGGGAUAAAACUUCUUCUAUGGAAAUAUUAAUUUGCUUAAUAUUCAAUACGUUAAAGGAUUAAAUCAAAUAUGUGCAAUAGUAAAUCUUUUAAUAAUAAUGGAUGUAUUUUUGGGGUUGGGGGGGGUUUUGCUCUAAAUUCAUUUUAAAACUUCAACUUCAUACACGCUAUGCUAUGCUAUGCUGAGCUGGCUCCUUAGUGAGGCGGCUUGACGCGAGGUUAACGGUUAAGUUGCUUUAUAAUAGCCUCAACUUUGAAAUCUCAUUUGAUCCUCCUUUAAUAUAAUGAAAUAUUGAUUAGUGCAUUAAAAUCAUUAAUAUUUGGGAACUGAUCUCUGAACAACCCAAAGUCACGUCACGAUGAAUCCUCUGGGAUCUAAAGGGCCACUGACGCUCCGAACAAUCGGGAGGACCGAUGUCAGUGACGGUUUAUCUCCUUUUUCCUUUCAAACGAUCAUUCCAAACACUACGAUGGACACAGAUUACAAAUCCUCGGUAACCGUAAUCACAAACUCUGUAAAUGAUUUCUUUAUUUUGGUUUGACUUCCGAUUCUCGUUUAUUUAAUGUAUCUCAAAACAAAUCACUGUAUUUUUCAAUCCUUCUGUUGAUAAUAUUGACUACGGUCUCUCUGAGCCCUCAACCGGACGCAGAGAGGAAAGAAUUGAUGCUUAAUAAAGAUAUUCUGAUAUGUU
Molecule: messenger RNA, 3371 nt
Organism: Gasterosteus aculeatus aculeatus (three-spined stickleback)
Lineage: Eukaryota; Metazoa; Chordata; Actinopteri; Perciformes; Gasterosteidae
Gene: wdfy1
Product: WD repeat and FYVE domain containing 1
Biological process (GO): positive regulation of toll-like receptor 4 signaling pathway; positive regulation of toll-like receptor 3 signaling pathway
Cellular component (GO): early endosome
Molecular function (GO): metal ion binding; protein binding
Source: RefSeq, a predicted model, not a curated record